GCUGUUUAUGUUUUGUUCCGAUGACCGUUAUAAGUGGCUAUACCUUUCUUGUUCGACUUAUUUAUAAUAAAAUACGUGGGAAAAAAUUCUUUUUAGUUAAUUUAUAAAAUAUCAUAAUGGAGGGCAACAUCAUAAACAUAGUUACUACAAAUAGGUGCUUUGGUUAGCGAAAGAGAACAGUUGCUUAAAUUUCGACGUUGUAAUGGGGAUGUUUCACAUUCCAGCCGGUUGAGGCGUGGGAAAAAAAAUAAUAAUAAUAAAAAAGAAAAAUCCAAAGGUGUUCAGUACGAGACUUAGAAGCCUAGUUAUGUCGUUGAUUAUGAAAACGCGAUGUAGGAUGAUUUCACUGUGUUGUCAUCGUGGAGAAAACAUUUUCAAGAGGUGACGAGUGGCUCGUAUAAAUGAAGGCGUCAGGACCUGGAGCCCCCACCCAUGGCUCGAAAUGAAAGGGCAGGUAAUUGUUGGUCCCAGCCUCGGCGAUCAACACCUGUCAAGAGUCGGUCUGGUUGCAGCCGGGGGCUGGGAGCUGGAGAUCUGGAUGAACUUGGAGAUAUAGUGAACGUGCUCACUUGUGGAGAAAGACAAAAAAGGGGGCAAGCAAGUAAGAGUGUUUCAAACAGUGGAAGUUAUUCAGCAUCUGACUGCUGCCUGAAAAAUGGCAGAGUACAAUGCAGUUGUUUGUGGCCUAAAAGCACCUAUCCUGAACAAAGGAAAAACAGCCAUUGUUUCUCAAAAUCCUUCAACAAAAGCUUGCCAUAUGAGAAUAAGUCUUCCUGUUGGCCUGAUAAUGAUAUAUCAAAUGGAUUUUGCCAAAAUAAUAAAAUGCUUGAAGAAUUUAUUCUUGAUGAUAAUGAAUUAUGCCUACUUAAUUACUAUGACAUUCCAGUUGAUGUGCCAAAACGACAUCAUGUGAGGAAUACUGGAAAAGUUAAAACUGUUUCUAUAAUUGACACUCUGAGUGAGUUAGCUUCAGGUGCUACUGAUAGAGAAGAUGAGGGGGGAUUUUCAUCUGCUGUUAGUGAGUCAGCAGUUCUUAAUCGUUAUUUAUAUAGGCCCAAGGCAAAGCAUGUUCGGCAGUCUGUGCCUCGAAGAGAUAGAGGACUACGAUCAAAUUAUAUCCCAGCUCCAAGUACAUCAAAAUUGCCAGUGGAUAAUUCUAAAACCACUAACAGGUCCACACUGUUUACACCAGUUAGACCUCAAAAUGAAAUACCUAGAGAUUUUCAUUCUCAGAACUUUGUAGAUGAUGGAAAUUUCACCUGCAGUUCCUUGAAAAGGACGCUAAAGUACUUGCGCAAAGCUGUUUCUUCAAAUGUUGUAGAAGAAGAAACACGAAGUCGCAGACCUGUGCGAGAAAAAUGUGAGCAAGAUGAUGCAUUUCGUCUUUGUUUUUCUGAUAGUGAAGUAAAAGAUGCACCUGAGCACUGGGUGCCUUUCCGAAAUAACAGAAUUGAAUUCCCUUCACGUUCAAAAUCAAAAAGCCUUCUGACAGUGUUAGAUCCAUUUACAUCUCAGCCACCUAAACCGAAACCGUUAUUUCGAAGCAGGACUAAAAGUGUUGUUCCUGAAUGGAUUCAAGAAGUUUUUGCUUCUGCCAAGAAAGGUGAUGUGGAAAAGAUGAAACAAAGUUUAAAAGAAAUUGAUCCAGCUCUUGUUCGAAAUUUAUCCGAUGACCAUGGGAAUAAUUUAUGGCAUAUUUGUGCGGUUCAUGAUAAUUUUGAGUGCCUAAAUUGGUUAUGCACACAUAACAAGCAUCAUGCAGAUGCCCUUAAAGAUGAAAACAAAAAUGGUUUCUCUCCAGUGGCUCUUGCUGUUAAACAUGGCAGUUUGCUUGCAGUACAGUGGCUUAUUCACAAUACUGUUAGUAAGUGUCAGUUGUUACCUCAGCCUGAUUCUAGGUCCUUGCUGCAUGUGGCUGCUCGAUAUGGACAGUAUGCUAUUGUGGAGUGGCUUUUAGGUUACAUGUCCUCACAAGAUCUUGAUGCAAGUAUUGUUGAUUCAGAAGGCAAUACAGCCUUGCAUCUUGCAUCUAAGUAUGGUCACAUAGCUUGUGUGAAGGCAUUGAUUUUUCAUAUUGGGAGCCUAAAAACUAGGAAUGAACGUGGUCUGAAACCUCUGGAUUUGGCUGUGAAGCAUUCUAGAAAUGACUGUGCAGAUUACCUAAUUGCGAUGGAAUCAUCGUAUAAUUUAGCUGCUCUUAAUUUGCGCCAGCAUUCAGAAAUUCAACAACUUCAGAAAGAAAAUGCUGAAGUAAAAAGUUAUUUUAAAGAGCUUUUAACAUUGACAAAACGUCUUCAGCACCGUCAAAAGGAGCUUGUGCAGUCAUUUACUAGACUGAAUUUGUCAUCUCAGUUAUGCUUAGACUCAACCGAUAGGGUCACUGAUAAAUGUAGCAGAUAUUUAGAUGAUUACUCUCAUCUGCUAUCGACUGUAAUGACAGAUGAAGAACAUCAUUUACUAAUGGUUGAAGAUAGAUGGAAAAAAUCCAAAAGACAAACAAAAUUGCCAGAAAGUAGAAAGAAACCUUUGGAUGUGUUACGAUCACAGUACAGUCAUGUUUUAGAUAAAGUCAUCUGUCAAAGUCCGCCUAUACCGUCCACUCCUGAAACUUCAGAUGGCAGCUGGCAAAGUGGGGAUGAUGAAUGCAUACCUAUUGAAAAACCAUUCCCUGAUUUUUCAGCUCCAGAUGUUGUGAACUCUCUCUCACCACAAACUUCUGUGCCUUAUUUAGACACCAGACGAAAAUUCCACAGUGAUUGUAACAAUUCAACUUCUGGAGUAAAUAAUGAAUUAGACCUCAAGUAUAAUACUGUGCGUGAGCAAUCUGUUUUAAAUGUGACUUCAUCAUCAGUUUUAUCAAAGCAGUUAACUAACAGCAGAGAUGUAAAUUUACGUAUGUUUUUUAAACAGAAUCCUAACUUGAGACAAUCUGGUGAAACUUGUUCUGUGUUAGAGGUUCUUGAGCCAUCUAGUAGUGACAGUGAAGAAUGCUCAAAUCAUAAGAAACGCUUAGCAAAAUGUUACUUAUCUGAAAAAGAAACAGAACAAAGCUCAUCAAGUUCUGCAAUUGAAACUUUGAGCCCUUAUUCAUGUAGACCUUCUUCUUCAGGUUCCAAAGCAUCUGAAAGUCACAGUAAUAGUAGUGGCAGUAGAAAGAAUCGUUUUAUAACAAGCAAUAAUGUUCAAAAUGAUAAUGCAUCUUCUGCCUCUGAAAGAACUAAAGCUGCGGAAGACACGCAGAAUAGUCCAAAUGAAGUUGGAGACAAAUCUCCAAAUGACCAACUGUCUAAAAGUAAUAAUUUUUCCUCUGAACCUGAUUUAAUCAAAGGUACACAAAAGAAAAUAGUUCCAACUCUUAAUGCUGUAGCUGACAAAGACAAGAAAUCAAAAGAUAAUUCAUUUGAUAAUAUAGUUACAGAUAAUCCUAGCAUCAGUACAGAAGACAGUGAGAGCUUAGAUGCAGACCAUAGUUUUUCUAGUGCAAAUGAGGUUCCUGACACAUUGCUUUCCUCUCAUAUAAACUCAGAGCCAUCCAGUAGUAAUCCAACAGUUAAGAAAAAAAGUUUUCUUCUAAAAUUUGCAUUGCGGGGCCGUUGGCCAUCUAAAGUUUCUCCACGUUCCUUAAAAAAUGAAAUUUCUCCUGAAGAAUUUCGUGAAACUUACUCAAGGUCCACUCCAGCAGAUCCUGUUCUGCCUACUAGUCAAUUAGUUACUGUUUCUGAAUGUCCUAAAAAAAACUUAACGCAGCUUAAAAAUGAUGCUGAAAAUUCGGUUUUAGAUUCUGUCGAUAAAGAUGCUACUAAUAAUGAAGCAGCACAUGAUGGUGGUCAUUUUUCACGUACUACUCCUAAAGACCAAGGUCCUGUAUGUACUAGAAGAGGUUUACUUCCACCACGUCGUGAUCCUCCUCCAGCUCCACCUUUCAAUAUCAGGGAUGAUGAACAGUCACAAGAUCAUUCAGAUGAUGAUAUGAGUGUCAAUAUUCAAAAAUCGUCUAUAUCUUCCUUUGUUGAGGAUUGUAUAACUCCAUCAGAGUCGUUACAGAAUUCAUAUUUGGGCUCUGGAUCAUCAGACUUAUGGAAUUCUUCCGAUUCUAAAUCACUCUUUAGGCCUGCAUCUUCUGCAUCUAGAGUUGACUCGCUCACAAGAGGUGAGGAGAACUUUUCUUUAAAUAAAUCUUCAUCUGCAUCUACUGAAAUGCUGUCAGCACUGGAUUCUUCAAUUGUCGGUCGUCAGUCUCCGGCACCAAGUGAAGUAUCAAAGACAGAGAGUGCACUUUCACCACCUAGUGAUGUUUCAAAAACAGAAAGCACACGUUAUCUUAGUCAGUUGGGUAGGAUUGAAGAAAGUGGGCAUCUGAAUGCUAUGAAAGUGUCAAAUCUGCAAAAUAAAGAUGAGCAAAAUAUCAAAGAAACUUCUCUGUUGAAAGAGGUUAAAACAGAAGCAAAACAAAAGAAGAAACAAAGUGCUAAGAAACUGAAUUCAGAUAAGCCAUGGUAUGAAUUCUCUGAUGAAGAAGAUGUGAUUGUUCCUCAGCGCUACAAAGCUGUCUCUGUUAGUAUGAGAAGUAGUUCUGAAGAUGAAGCAGUUACAGGAUGAGAAUGCUCCAUAGACUGCUGUGGUUAUUGGUUAUAUGGACAACUUCAGUUAAAAUGGUUAUUAAAUUCUCUUGUCAAGAUGAUGAAUCAAACCUAUACUUCACAAUAACGUAUUUUAUUUUAAACUUUUAACAUUUUAAACAUUUUAAAGAGAAAAAAUAAGCAUUCUUGAAAAUACAAGUAAAAUUUUAGAACCAAAAUCAAGAAAAAGGUAUAUUGAGAUUCACCUUAAUGUAUGUUUGCAAUUUAUUGUAGUAAAUUUAUAUAUGUUAACACCACUGGAUUAACAGUUGACCUAAGUUCAUUUUCAUAUCUGAUUCAUCUGACAUGGCUUCAAAUGAAAAUACUUCUAUGAUUAUCAGUAAUAUUUUGAAUUGGAUAUUUUGAUAAUCCAAUUCUUUAAGAAACAAAUCCUUAAAAAAAGAAAAAGUAGUAAUGAUUUAUUAACUAUGCAUUUAUAUAAAUUAACUUACAGAUAACAAAUUUUUAUUAUAUUUGGUACUUUGAUGUAUUUUUAAAUAGUUUUUUAGUCUUGUUCUGCACCUUGCUUUUUGAAAUACAGUUCUGACACUAGUAUAUAUUAACAUUGCUAAUUGUUAAGAAUAUACAUUUGAAUUUAAAUUCAUAAAAAUAAGAACACUAAAAAAGAAAUGUUUAUGUAUAAAUCUGUAAAUAAAAAUUAUAAUAAUUUUAACAUAGUAUUAAUUAUACACUGCUCAAAACAGUCAGAGGAUAUUUUGAUUUUUGAAUUUUUUGCAGGUAAGGAAAAGUGUUUUUAGCCUGUAAAUGAUCUGUAGGCAUUGUAAACAAUGAGAAAAUAAAAUUACAUUCAGAACAAGGACUAAUUAAAUCUUAUUCUUGGUUGUUUAUUGGGGAAAACUAAAUUGCCUAUUUUAUACAUAUCAUAUAAAACAAAGGGGAUAAAGUGUGAUUUUUAGGAUUAAAAUGAGUUAAUAAUGGGUGUGGUUUCUCUUGAUUGAAAGCAGCAUUUAUUCCAAACUUAAAAAGCAUAGUCUCAAUGAGAUUAUCAAGGAAAGAAUGGGAUUUUCUUUUCUACUCCUGUACAAGAGCGGUUUCUAGGGGUGUUCAGUGACCCAGAAACCUUCUUCCUAGAAUGGAUCAAACGUGUUCAUUUCAGUUCAUAUCUGAGGAACAUGCUCAUCCAUAUAUUCUAACUUCAUGAAAAGCAUCACUAGUUGAGCACUAUGUGGUCUGGCAUUAUUAUCCAUGAGAAUGAAUUCAUUCCUUAUUACUGUAUCAUAAGGGACCAAAAGAGGUCUAAAAUCACUGAAGCAUCAGCACUUCAUUUCUGAUGAUAUAAAAGGUUGAUCCAACCAUUAAUAGAGAUACCGACCCACACCUCCUCCAAAUAGGAUACUUUUGUUUAUUAAAUGCAGGAUUACUGUGAGUGCCACAUUUGUUCCAAAGGAUAAACCAUCUGUUAUCUCCAGCUGAUAUACUCUUGUACCCAUCUUUUGCAGGCACGACUAUGGCUUUAUGUUAAAGAAACACAAACCAUAUAGCUGGAAGCAUAUAAACCAACACUAUAAAGCAGAAAUAUCAGUGCCAAGUAGUCCUUAAAAGCUGCUGUUGAAGUGGCAUUGUUACACUUCUGCAGCCUUUUCUAUACCUUCGCCUAACACUUCUAGUUUCUAAGAACAAAUUGCAAAGUCUAAUUUGGAAAUAACACUUUGAUGCACUCCAAAAGUUUCUGUUACAAUAAGGUUGCAUAUGACCAACUUAUAAACUCUAGUGACCCUCCAGGUUACCAAUUUGGCUAAAUCGUGUUGUUGAGACAUUCCAUUAAUUGCCAUGAAGCAUUCAAUGCAUGUCAGUUGUUUCUAAUUUCUAUCUACAUAAAGAAUGUUAUAGGUCACUCCUUAUCAGAAAAACACAUGAACAGUUUUUGACAUCACAAACAAAAUUUACAUAUAAUUCAUAUAUGUAAUCAUAACUUUUUUACACUCUUUUCUUUAAUUUUUGUUAAAAAUUAAUAGAUCAUAUAUGGUUAUUUCAUGCUAAAAUCAUAUCCUCUGAUUAUUUUGAGCAGUAUACAGUAAAUACCAACAUUUUGAAAAUUUUUUAAUAUAUUUAUUCAAGUAAUAACUAUUCAGUAUUGCAGAAAUUAUGAGAUAAAUUACAAACCUAUCUUAUAUAUUACCAUACCUUUUAACUUUUUAAUAUUAAAAAUAUACUCGGCUUAAUAAUUCUUAAUAAAUAUUAGCCAAGUUAACUUCUACAAAAAUGCAGUAUAACUCUUUAAAUUUUCCUCAUGUUUUUUCUAGAACAGAAAGUCUGUAAACUUAAAAGCAGUUAGUCCAGUGCUUUUCCCAAUAAUUUGACUUCUUUCAUUUUUAUUAAAUUUAUGGUUAACUCUCAGAAUAAAUAUUUUCUGAUUUCUAUGAAAGAUAGUGCAGUUUCUUUUAACAGGCUGACUUAUAGCAUUUUAUAUAUUGGUUUUAUUGACUAUGUGAUUUUACAUUUCAUGCAACUUUGAUAAGAGUAUUUAACAGCCAUAAUAUAUUAAAUGUUACUCAGGGAUUCCAUGGAAAUGAUUCAUGUAUGAAUUGCUGUUUUUGAGUUGAGUAUUGAAUUUAAUCAUCAAAUAUCUCAGAAAAAAACGUUUUUGUUUGCUUAGUUUUUACUUGCAUUUCUCAUUACAGUUUUAAUACUAAGUAUUUAUGUACCUUAAGGGUAGCCCCACCUAAUGUUCAGACGGGUAUUUUUCUACUAUCACUGUAAUGUUUGUUUUGAAUUUAUUUCUGUUUCAUAAACUGUAUUCAUUUUUAUUUGUUAAGCUUUCUAAAUAAAAAAUAUGUACACCUAUUUUUAAGUGGUGUCUCUCUAAGAAUAAAAGUGUAUUUUAACAUAA
Messenger RNA from Stegodyphus dumicola, 7470 nucleotides. RefSeq lists its product as uncharacterized. NCBI's taxonomy places the organism in Eukaryota, Metazoa, Arthropoda, Arachnida, Araneae, Eresidae. The record is from RefSeq and is a predicted model, not a curated record. Gene Ontology annotation, molecular function: ubiquitin protein ligase binding.